Messenger RNA from Xiphophorus hellerii (green swordtail), 435 nucleotides. Its product is annotated as collagen alpha-2(VIII) chain-like. The record is from RefSeq and is a predicted model, not a curated record. NCBI's taxonomy places the organism in Eukaryota, Metazoa, Chordata, Actinopteri, Cyprinodontiformes, Poeciliidae. The transcript has 6 exons. Gene Ontology annotation, biological process: extracellular matrix organization. Gene Ontology annotation, molecular function: extracellular matrix structural constituent conferring tensile strength. The coding region runs from base 1 to 420 and encodes 139 amino acids.
AUGCUAGGGCCAUCCACCAGUGACCCAUCGGUGACCAAGGCCAAAGAAAAAGGGCUGACAGGUCCGCCUGGCAUUGCUGGACCCUCAGGACCAAAGGGAGAACCAGGGUCACAGGGACGGCCCGGUUCUGCUGGACCACCGGGACGUUUCAUCACCGGACCCAAGGGCGAUCCUGGACCAGGUGGACCUCCUGGUCCAAUCGGCGAGACUGGCUUUGGACUGCCUGGCCCAAAGGGCGAUCGAGGUGACUCGGGCCCCGCAGGUCCAUUUGGCCCCAAAGGAGACGGCUAUCCCGGCCCCAUGGGUCCUCCUGGUCUGCCGGGGCUUCCUGGAGAACCCGGGUCAGAGGGCGUGGGCAUCCCAGGACCAAAGGUGAGAAAAUUUCAGAAUCAGAGAGAAACAAACAACCUUCCUUUAUGACUCCUGGACCCCAAA